Messenger RNA from Nannospalax galili (Upper Galilee mountains blind mole rat), 879 nucleotides. Its product is annotated as amine sulfotransferase-like. Bases 1 to 879 code for a protein of 292 amino acids. Gene Ontology annotation, biological process: sulfation. Gene Ontology annotation, cellular component: cytoplasm. Gene Ontology annotation, molecular function: sulfotransferase activity. The record is from RefSeq and is a predicted model, not a curated record. Lineage: Eukaryota; Metazoa; Chordata; Mammalia; Rodentia; Spalacidae. The transcript has 6 exons.
AUGGACAACACAGACACAUAUUUAUUUAAUUAUAAAGGCUACAAUUUUGAGAAACCUUUAGUGAAAAUUGGAGAUCUAGAAAAUAUGGAAGAUUUUGAAAUAAGAGAUGAUGAUGUCUUCAUAAUUACAUACCCCAAAUCUGGUACCAUCUGGACCCAGCAGAUACUCAGCUUGAUUUAUUUUGAAGGACACCGAAACAGCACUGAAAACAUCCAAACACUGGAUAGAGCACCAUUCUUUGAGUACAAUAUUCAUAAUGUGAACUUUGACAAGAUGCUGUCCCCUCGAGUCCUUACUUCUCACCUUCCAUAUUACUUAGUACCAAAAGGUCUCAAGAACAAAAAAGCUAAAAUUCUUUAUAUCUACAGAAAUCCUAAAGACAUUCUGACUUCCUAUUUCCACUUUUCAAAAUGGUUGGUUACAUUAGAAGCUACACACACCAUAGAACAUUUUAUGGAAAAGUUUCUGGAUGGAAAAGUUGUAGGAAGUCGGUGGUUUGAUCACAUCAGAGGCUGGUAUGAGCACAGACACAACUUCAAUAUUCUGUUCAUGAGGUAUGAAGACCUGAAGAAGGACCUCAGAAGCUCAGUGCUUAAAAUCUGCAGUUUUCUUGAGAAAAAACUGAGUGAAGAAGAUGUGGACACAGUUGUGAGACAAGCUACAUUUCAGAACAUGAGAUCUGACCCACGAGCAAAUUAUGAUGAUAUCAUAAAAAAUGAAAUUGGGACAAGAAAUGAGGGGAAAUUCCUACGCAAAGGGACCAUUGGAGAUUGGAAACAUCAUUUGACUGUGGUACAGAAUGAAAGAUUUGACAGCAUAUUCCAGAAAAACAUGAAAAACUUUCCAUUGAAGUUCAUCUGGGAUAUGAAUGAGGAAUAG